Castor canadensis (American beaver) is the source of this 2595-nucleotide messenger RNA. The record is from RefSeq and is a predicted model, not a curated record. Lineage: Eukaryota; Metazoa; Chordata; Mammalia; Rodentia; Castoridae.
AUGGGGACGUCCCGCCAGGCCUUCCUGGUCUUCGGCUGUCUCCUCACAGGUAUGCCGAGCCUAAUCCUCUGCCAGCUCUCAUUACCCUCUAUCCUUCCAAAUGAAAAUGAAAAGGUUGUGCAGCUGAAUUCAUCCUUUUCUCUGAGAUGCUUUGGGGAGAGUGAAGUGAGCUGGCAGUACCCCAUGUCUGUAGAAGAGGACCCCAAAGUGGAAAUCAGAAAUGAAGAGAACAACAGUGGCCUUUUUGUGACAGUGCUGGAAGUGGUCGGGGCCUCGGCAGCCCACACUGGAUUGUACACUUGCUAUUACAACCACACGCAGACAGAAGAAAAUGAAGUUGAGGGAAGGGGUAUUUAUAUCUAUGUGCCCGACCCAGAUGUGGCUUUCGUGCCCCUAGGGAUGACAGAUUAUUUAAUCAUCGUGGAGGAAGAUGAUUCUGCAGUCAUACCUUGUCGCACCACGGAUCCAGAGACUCCUGUAAUCUUACGCAACAGUGGGCUGGUGCCAGCCUCCUAUGACAGCAGGCAGGGCUUCAAUGGCACCUUCAGUGGGCCCUACAUCUGUGAGGCCACUGUCAAAGGGAGGAAGUUUCAGACCAUCCCAUUUAAUGUCUACGCUUUGAAAGGUACAUCCCACCUUACUGUACAAAUGGAGGCUCUUAAAACUGUGUACAAGUCAGGGGAAACGAUCAUGCUCACCUGUGCUGUUAACAAUGAGGUGGUUGACCUAAAGUGGAAGUACCCUGGAGAAGUGUAGAAAGGCAAAGGCAUCACGAAGCUGGAGGAAAUCAAAGUCCCAUCCAUCAAAUUGGUGUACACUUUGACGGUCCCCGAGGCCACGGUGAAAGACAGUGGAGAUUACGAAUGUACUGCCCGCCAGGCCCUUACGGAGGUCAAAGAAAUGAAGAAAGUCACCAUUUCUGUCCAUGAGAAAGGGUUCGUUGAGAUCAAACCCACCUUUGGCCAGUUGGAAGCUGUCAACCUGCAUGAAGUCAGACACUUUGUGGUGGAUGUGCAGGCCUAUCCCCCUCCCAGGAUAUCCUGGCUGAAAGACAACUCAACUCUUAUUGAAAAUCUCACCGAGAUCACAACUGAUGUGGAAAAGAUUCAGGAGAUAAGGUAUCGGAGCAAAUUAAAGCUCAUCCGUGCUAAGGAGGAAGACAGUGGCCACUAUACAAUUGUAGUUCAAAAUGAAGAUGAUAUGAGGAGCUAUACUUUUGAACUGUUAACUCAAGUUCCCUCAUCCAUUCUGGAGCUAGUCGAUGACCACCAUGGCUCUGGUGGGGGACAGACUGUGAGGUGCACAGCUGAAGGCGUACCUCUUCCUGACAUUGAGUGGAUGAUUUGCAAGGAUAUUAAGAAAUGUAGUAAUGAGACUUCAUGGACAAUUUUAGCUAAUAAUGUCUCAAAUAUCAUCACGGAGAUCCACCCCCGAGAUGGGAGUACUGUGGAGGGCCGAGUGACAUUUGCCAAAGUGGAGGAGACAAUUGCAGUUCGAUGCCUGGCUAAGAAUCUCCUUGGAUCUGGGAACCGAGAGCUGAAGCUGGUGGCCCCCACCCUGCGUUCUGAACUCACUGUGGCAGCCGCAGUCCUGGUGCUGUUGGUGAUUGUGAUCAUCUCACUUAUUGUCCUGGUUGUCAUUUGGAAGCAGAAACCAAGGUAUGAAAUUCGCUGGCGGGUCAUUGAAUCAAUUAGCCCCGAUGGACAUGAAUAUAUUUAUGUGGACCCGAUGCAGCUGCCUUAUGACUCGAGAUGGGAGUUUCCAAGAGAUGGACUAGUGCUUGGUCGGAUCUUGGGAUCUGGUGCAUUUGGGAAAGUGGUUGAAGGAACAGCCUAUGGAUUAAGCCGGUCCCAGCCUGUGAUGAAGGUAGCGGUGAAGAUGCUCAAACCCACAGCCAGGUCCAGUGAGAAACAAGCUCUCAUGUCUGAGCUGAAAAUAAUGACUCACCUGGGGCCCCAUUUAAACAUCGUGAACUUGCUGGGAGCCUGUACGAAGUCAGGCCCCAUUUACAUCAUCACUGAGUACUGCUUCUAUGGGGAUUUGGUCAACUAUUUGCAUAAGAAUAGGGAUAGCUUCUUGAGCCACCACCCAGAAAAGCCGAAGAAAGAGCUGGACAUCUUUGGAUUGAACCCAGCUGAUGAGAGCACACGGAGUUACGUGAUUUUGUCUUUUGAAAACAAUGGUGACUACAUGGACAUGAAGCAAGCUGACACCACUCAGUAUGUGCCCAUGCUAGAAAGGAAAGAGGUCUCUAAGUAUUCAGACAUCCAGAGAUCACUGUACGAUCGUCCAGCCUCGUAUAAGAAGAAAGCUGUGUUAGACUCGGAAGUCAAAAACCUCCUUUCAGAUGAUAACUCAGAAGGCCUUACUUUGUUGGAUUUGUUGAGUUUCACCUAUCAAGUUGCCCGAGGAAUGGAAUUCUUGGCUUCAAAAAAUGUAAGUUCAAAGCAUGGAGAACUUUUUAGAUGCAACUAAAGAUUCAGAGUGAGGCGUAUGGAAGGAGACACUAGGAGGGACCCUGGAGUGGCAGUAAUGGCGGUUGCCUCCUGCUUACCUACCUCUCUGCCCCCUCCCUUGAGCAGGGCUGGGAACCAA